AUGACGUCCGUCCCAACAACUCUCGACGCUACUCACUUUGACGCACACACUGCACCCAUCAGCUCCAGCAAGAGGUCCAAGUCACAGCUUAGCUCCUCCCCCUCGUCCCUCUCCUCUUUCCUCAAGAAGGGCUCCCCUAUCGUUGCCAUCUCUCCACCUGCUCCGUCCACCCACGACAUGUCCACUGCCGCCACCGACCUCAACGCGCACCGUCGUGACUGGUCCGGAUAUUCGUCCAGCCCUGACAGCUCGCCAGACGUCGAGUCGGCAGCGCCAAGCCUCACCACUGGCUCCACCUCUGCAUCCGUAGAAAGUCUCGAGUCAGUACAGGAUGCGCACCAGCGCAGUCUCACUGCUCGAUUUAACGCGGGAAAGGGUGAGGCUCCUUAUGGCGCCCUGAACGGAUUGACGUACAAUGCAGCUUCCAUGCAGCCUCCCACCAGCUUCGACAGCAGCCAGGAUGGCGCCAAGCUCAUCCACUCCGAAUUUGGCUACUGUGCCAACCCGGACUACCGCUACACUUCGGAACACCGCCGCGGAGACUCGCUCCCGAAUCCUGUUGAGGAGGAACCCAGCUAUUUCACCGUGCUCACCACGUACAUCAGCUACAUCAUCCUUAUCCUCAUCGGUCACAUGCGGGAUUUCACCGGAAAGCGCCUCUUCCCCAAGAGCUAUCACCACCUGGUAGAACGCGACGGCUACGCGGCUCUCAAUUCGGACUUCGACAGCUUCUACACUCGUCGUCUCAAGGCACGAAUGGACGACUGCUUCAGCCGACCCGUCACCGGCGUCUGCGGCAGGACCGUGGUUUGCCUGGACCGUGUGGCUCUCGAUUACUACCAGACUUUCCGUCUGACGGGCGAAAAGACACGUGCUCUCAACAUCAGCGCCUACAACUACCUCGGCUUUGCUCAGUCUCACGGUGGAUGCGCCGAUGCAGUCGAGACGUGUCUGCGCAAGUACGGUGUCAGCAGUUACGGCAGUCGUCUUGGUGCCGGCCACCUCGAUCUGCAGACCCAGACCGAGAAGCUCGUUGCCAAAUUUGUCGGCAAGGAAGACGCUGUUGUUAUCAGCAUGGGCUUUGCUACCAACAGUACUACCAUCCCCGCCAUCGCCGGUCCCGGAACCCUCAUCAUCUCGGACGAAUACAAUCACAGCUCGAUCCGAUUCGGUGCGCGUCUCAGUGGCGCGCACAUCCGUCAGUACAAGCACAACAACAUGAAGAAGCUCGAGUCGCUGCUCCGCGAGUGCAUCAGCCAGGGCAUGCCCCGCACGCACCGCCCAUGGAAGAAGAUCCUCCUCAUCGUCGAGGGUCUCUAUUCGAUGGAGGGCACCUUGGUCAACUUGCCGGAAGUGAUGCGUCUCAAGGAGAAGUACAAGUUCCACCUGUACAUCGACGAGGCUCACUCGAUUGGUGCAAUCGGCCCUCACGGUCGAGGUGUUUGCGACUACUUUGGCGUUGACCCUGCCAAGGUCGAGAUUCUCAUGGGUACCUUUACCAAGUCGUUCGGUGCAGCUGGUGGCUACAUUGCCGCCGACCGUACCAUCACCGACCGCAUUCGAUUGACCAACCACGCCAACGUGUACGGUGAGACCCUCUCGCCUCCCGUCCUCACGCAGAUUGUCGCCUCCAUGGCAUCGAUCAUGGGCGUCGGACGGGAUCCGGAAGAGCUCGCCCUCCUGCCGAGCUGGGUCCAGCUUCCUCGCAACCUCCUCGAUGGUUCUGAAGGUCGCGAGCGAUUGCGACGACUCGCCUUCAACGCGCGCUACCUCAGCAGUGGUCUUCGCAAGCUCGGCUUCAUCGUCUACGGCCACCGCGACUCGCCCAUUGUUCCUCUUCUCAUCUUCCACCCGGCAAAGAUGUCGCUCUUCUCGCGCAUGAUGCUGGACCGCUCUGCUGUGUUGCCGCCUUCACAACGGUUCGCGGUGGAGGAGUCGGACAUGUCGGCGGAAGAGCGCAAGCAGAUCGAGGACCCUGCGUCGCCGGCGAACAUCGAUCGCCCCGCCCGACCGCCCAUCGUGGUCGUCGUGGUGGCCUAUCCCGCAACGCCCCUGAUCAGCUCGCGCGUCAGGUUCUGCGUCAGCGCCAGUCACACCAAGAAGGACAUCGACGACGUUCUCCGCGCGUGCGACGAGGUGGGAUCCUUGCUCCAUCUCAAGUACGGUUCCGGUGGUCCCGGUGGCAGAUGGGGCGUCGAGAAGGUCAUUGAAAGAUGCCUGGAUCUGGUCCACUGGAACGGCGAUGAUCCUAUCAACUAG
Messenger RNA from Kalmanozyma brasiliensis GHG001, 2259 nucleotides. Its product is annotated as Aminotransferase, class I/classII. The record is from RefSeq and is a predicted model, not a curated record. Lineage: Eukaryota; Fungi; Basidiomycota; Ustilaginomycetes; Ustilaginales. Gene Ontology annotation, cellular component: serine palmitoyltransferase complex. The coding region runs from base 1 to 2259 and encodes 752 amino acids. The transcript has a single exon. Gene Ontology annotation, molecular function: serine C-palmitoyltransferase activity; pyridoxal phosphate binding. Gene Ontology annotation, biological process: sphingosine biosynthetic process; ceramide biosynthetic process.